Chenopodium quinoa (quinoa) is the source of this 948-nucleotide messenger RNA. RefSeq lists its product as uncharacterized. The transcript has a single exon. The coding region runs from base 1 to 948 and encodes 315 amino acids. Lineage: Eukaryota; Viridiplantae; Streptophyta; Magnoliopsida; Caryophyllales; Amaranthaceae. The record is from RefSeq and is a predicted model, not a curated record.
AUGCCGCAACCAAUUAACAUCAAAAACCUCAUGUCUGUCACCCUUGAUCAACAAGAGGCUCAAUACACCACUUGGGCAGAGCUUUUCCACAUCCAAGCGUGUGCCUUCAAUCUCCUCGAUCACAUUGAUGACAAGGUUUCUCGUCCGUCGGACACUGAUGAUGCUACGUGGAAAAGGUUGGAUGCUAUCGUGAAGAAUUGGAUUUAUGCCUCAAUUUCCAAAGACCUUGUUAACACUAUCAUGAAACCGGGUGCUACGGCGCUUGAAUUGUGGAAUCGUCUCAAGGAAAUUUUUCAUGACAAUAAGCACACUAGGGAGGUAUAUUUAGAGGAGCAGUUUAGUACCACCAAACUAGAGCAAUUUGCAAACAUGUCAGAUUAUUGUAUGCAUCUCAAACUUCUUGCCGAUCAAUUGAGCAACGUCGACAACCCGGUCUCCGAUCGAAAGAUGGUUCUCUAUUUGAUUGCGGGUCUUCCUGAAGGGAAAUAUGAUACCGUCGCUGCUUUGAUCUCCCAAACCGAGCCUACCCCUACUUUCAACAAGGCUCGUUCCAUGUUUAUUCUAGAGGAGACAAGGAAAAAUAAGCAAGAGGAACACGGGCAACACGCCCUUAUUGCUCAAAAUUCGGGUGGGACCACUUCCACCACCUCCGGAACCACCACGACGCCGGUAGACCAGCAGCACGCCACCAGCAAGGGUGGUCGCGGCCGCGGCCGUGGCAGCAGCAAGGGUGGGAAGGGCAGAGGUCGUGGGCGAAAUAACAACAACAAUCAACAACAGCAAGCUCAGUCAGGUGGGCCUCAGCAGUGGCAGGCCCAACCUAACGGCCCACAUUGGCAGCAGGCCCAUCAAUGGGGAGCCAAUCCUUCAUGGGAGCAGCAGCCUGGGCAAUGGGCUUCCCCCCCCGCCCAUUUCCCACGGCCCAACAGCAGCAACACAGAGGCCUAG